CUAAGCCCUCUUCCCAUGCCUCACAACUACAGGUGGCCUCUGACAAUCUGAGGGCUACUAAAUGUACAUUAUACAAGGGGAUUGCUUGUCAUGAAUCUUCAUCGCAUUUUGUGAUCCUCUCGAGCCUGUUCGUUCAAAGCUGGAUGAGGCGUGAUCAGUACUGUUCAAUUCGCCACACCCCAAACCCGGUUUCCUCUUCAAAGCAUCCCUGUUCAGUUGACGUGAAAUCCUCUGAUUUUGUGUUUAGGAGACGGAUUUGUUUGCGCAAUUCUCGAGGGCACAUGUCCGGAUUGUUGGUCGGAACAACAAUCAGAACAACGAUGGUGAUCUGGAAGUACCUAAAAAACUUCUGGAAGACAUUCGUGAUCCUCUUGCUCCCUUUGGUUCUUCUUCCUUUGCCUGUUUUGGUACCAUCAACAAUUGGACGAUGUGGAUACGUGGUGAUAAUCAUGGCUGGUUAUUGGGUGACCGAGGCCUUACCACUCCCAGUAACCUCUCUUAUACCCAUUGUCUUAUUUCCAUUCCUAGGGAUCAUGUCCACCAAUGACACGGCCAUUUUUUACCUCAAUUCCACCAAUUUCAUGUUCAUCGGGGGUCUCAUCAUGGCCAUCGCCAUCGAGAAAUCGGGCCUGCACGAGCGUUUGGCCUUGAAGGUCCUGACCUUGACUGGUUCUAACAUCCGAUUCGUCAUGUUCGGCUUCAUGGCCACCACAGCCUUUCUUUCCAUGUGGAUCUCGAACACGGCAGCCACGGCCAUGAUGCUGCCCAUCAUUGACGCGGUGGUCGUGGCUGCUCUCACCUCAGAGGCUAAUGAUGACUUUGAGCUUCAUACCGGACUUGAGGAUGUGUACCAGGACAAGAGGGAUCAAAAAUCCAGUCGAGACCUAAGACGAACCAAAAACAUGCUCAAUCUAUCCAUCAUGUAUUCGGCCAACAUUGGGGGCACUGGAACGGUCACCGGAUCCCCGUCCAACCUUGUUGUGUACGGAGUGGUCGAGACGAUCUUUGGAAAAGAUACCGGACUGAAUUUCGCCACUUGGAUGGCGACUUCGGUGCCCGCCAUGGUUAUUAACAUCAUAAUUGCUUGGGCGUGGCUACAGAUUGUCUACCUACCCACAAUGUCGUGUCGAAAAUCCUCACAACUCACCCCAAUCACCUCCGCUAAUCAGGGUGAAAGUAGCAAAAAUGGUCAAUCGACACAAGAGAGCAAGAGAGUUCAGCAAGUGAUAAGGGCUCGUUAUCAAGAGUUGGGCCCUAUCUCUUGGCGGGAAAUUCAAGUGGCCGUUCUAUUCGUGGUCCUGAUAGUGGCUUGGAUCUCUCGGAGUCCCCGGUUUGUUCCCGGUUGGGCUUCCCUCUUGAAUCUCAGGGAUGCCACGGGAAAUUUGACCUCAGUCACCGACUCCACAGUGGUCAUAUUAGCCGUCUUAAUCUUGUUUGUAUUGCCUGCAUAUCCAAGAUGCGACCCAAGGAAAAAUUUCCAAACCUCGGGAGCACUCAUCUCCUGGAGCGAUGUUCAAAAUGAACUCCAAUGGGGCGUAAUCAUUCUGGCGGGAGGAGGUUUUGCAAUGGCAGAAGGAGCCAAAAGAUCUUGUCUUUCCUAUUGGAUCGGAUCCAGCUUGAAAGUGUUGGAUGCGUUGUCCCCUGUAUUAGUGGUGAUUACCAUUUCUACCAUCACGGCUUUUCUGACGGAGUUCAUGUCCAACACUGCCACGGCUAAUCUCAUCAUGCCUGUUUUGGCUCAACUGGCCGUGGAACUUCAAAUCAACCCGUUACUCCUCAUGCUGUCAGCCGGAUUUGCUUGCUGCUACGCGUUCAUGUUGCCAGUUGCCACUCCUCCCAAUGCCAUUAUCUACUCGUCUUCCACCAUAUCCUUGCAGCGGAUGCUUCUCAUGGGCUUGGUCAUGAACGUGGUCACUCUGAGCGUGUCCCUAAUUUCUAUUCACACGUUGGGCAAUGCCGUUCUCAAUCUGAACACCUUCCCCAUUUGGGCCAAUUCGACCAAUAAUGACAUGGCUAUCACGGAUAACGCAACCGACAUCUGCAUGGCCAUGGUCGAGGAAAUGGCCAAGCUAUGACGGCGAAAAGUGACCAUAAUGAUUAUUGUUCAUCGAUUAUUUUACACCUCACUGACUUUGUUGUAUUACAUCUGAGGUCUGAUACGUUCAAGCUUCCCUGUUUUUAAAUGAGAUAAUAAACAAUGUACCGAUAUCUCAA
Tigriopus californicus is the source of this 2214-nucleotide messenger RNA. RefSeq names its product Na(+)/citrate cotransporter-like. Gene Ontology annotation, cellular component: membrane. Gene Ontology annotation, biological process: citrate transport; monoatomic anion transmembrane transport. The record is from RefSeq and is a predicted model, not a curated record. The transcript has 9 exons. Bases 144 to 2075 code for a protein of 643 amino acids. Gene Ontology annotation, molecular function: citrate transmembrane transporter activity; succinate transmembrane transporter activity. Lineage: Eukaryota; Metazoa; Arthropoda; Copepoda; Harpacticoida; Harpacticidae.